CUCUCCCUCCACCAAGGUAGACUGCAUUUCAUUUCUCCUCCAUUUCCACAACUGUAACAGAAUUCUCUCUCUCCUCUCCGCACAUAAUCGAAAGGUUAUCCACACCAGCCGAGAAUCCUUAUCGGAGAGAGAUGAGAGAGAUCAUAAGCAUACACAUCGGCCAAGCCGGAAUUCAGGUCGGAAACUCUUGCUGGGAGCUUUAUUGCCUCGAACACGGCAUCCAGCCCGAUGGAAUGAUGCCUAGUGACACAUCUGUUGGAGUUGCAAACGAUUCCUUCAACACCUUCUUCAGUGAAACGCGUAAUGGCAAGCACGUGCCUCGUGCUAUUUUUGUUGAUCUCGAACCCACUGUUAUCGACGAAGUUAGAACUGGGACGUAUAGGCAACUCUUUCACCCCGAGCAGCUAAUUUCUGGAAAGGAGGAUGCGGCAAAUAACUUUGCAAGAGGACAUUACACUGUUGGUAAAGACAUCAUUGAUCUAUGCCUUGAUCGAGUCCGGAAGCUGGCAGACAACUGCACUGGAUUGCAGGGCUUUCUGGUAUUCAAUGCUGUUGGUGGUGGAACUGGCUCUGGCCUGGGAUCCCUGCUUCUUGAGCGUUUGUCUGUAGAUUACGGCAAAAAAUCAAAACUUGGCUUUAGUAUAUUCCCAUCUCCCCAGGUUUCUACUGCAGUGGUGGAGCCUUAUAACAGCGUUUUGUCCACUCACUCCCUGCUAGAACAUACAGAUGUUGUGGUGCUUUUGGACAAUGAAGCUAUAUAUGAUAUUUGCAGGAGAUCCUUGGACAUUGAUAGACCAUCUUAUACAAACCUAAACCGCUUGAUCUCACAAGUUAUCUCAUCCUUGACCACUUCCCUGCGAUUUGAUGGAGCCAUUAAUGUGGACAUCACUGAGUUUCAAACCAAUCUUGUGCCUUACCCUCGUAUUCAUUUCAUGCUUUCCUCUUAUGCACCAGUAAUUUCAGCAGCUAAAGCUUACCAUGAGCAGAUAUCUGUUCCUGAGAUCACAAAUGCAGUAUUUGAACCUUCAAGUAUGAUGGCAAAGUGUGAUCCACGACACGGGAAGUACAUGGCAUGUUGCUUGAUGUAUCGUGGCGAUGUUGUUCCAAAAGAUGUUAAUGCUGCUGUUGCUACUAUCAAAACAAAGAGGACAAUUCAAUUUGUUGACUGGUGCCCAACUGGUUUCAAAUGCGGCAUCAAUUACCAGGCACCGACAGUGGUACCAGGGGGUGAUCUUGCACAGGUGAAGCGCGCAGUGUGCAUGAUAAGCAACAACACAGCUGUAGCUGAAGUUUUCUCCCGAAUCAACCACAAAUUCGAUCUUAUGUAUUCCAAGCGAGCAUUUGUGCACUGGUAUGUGGGUGAAGGUAUGGAGGAAGGUGAAUUCUCAGAAGCACGUGAGGAUCUUGCUGCCCUUGAAAAGGACUACGAGGAAGUGGCUUCUGAAGAUGUGGAAGAGGAGGAGGAAGGAGAAGAGUAUUAAAAGCUCUGGAUAGAUCGAAUCGUUUACCCAACCCAAUCCACAAAUGUGUGUUUUUUUUUUCAGUUCUUUGCCAACUCCUUUCAAAUUCCAGUGAUUCAUUUUCAAGUAGAGAUAAGAGGAAAAAUGUUGCCCAGUUUCGUUGCAAGUGUAACUACACUGUUGGUGUGCUAUUGAUUGCAUCUUGGUAUUGCGUGAA
Messenger RNA from Salvia hispanica, 1677 nucleotides. RefSeq names its product tubulin alpha-5 chain-like. Gene Ontology annotation, cellular component: microtubule. Gene Ontology annotation, molecular function: GTP binding; structural constituent of cytoskeleton. Gene Ontology annotation, biological process: microtubule-based process. Lineage: Eukaryota; Viridiplantae; Streptophyta; Magnoliopsida; Lamiales; Lamiaceae. The record is from RefSeq and is a predicted model, not a curated record.